Penicillium robsamsonii is the source of this 1107-nucleotide messenger RNA. Its product is annotated as aromatic prenyltransferase. The record is from RefSeq and is a predicted model, not a curated record. Gene Ontology annotation, biological process: alkaloid metabolic process. Gene Ontology annotation, molecular function: transferase activity, transferring alkyl or aryl (other than methyl) groups. Lineage: Eukaryota; Fungi; Ascomycota; Eurotiomycetes; Eurotiales; Aspergillaceae. The transcript has 2 exons. The coding region runs from base 1 to 1107 and encodes 368 amino acids.
AUGCUUCAAGAAUGUCACUACGAGGUCCACGAGCAAUAUCAAUAUUUGACACUCUUCUAUGCUCAUCUGAUUCCGGCAUUAGGAGCCUAUACUGAGCCAUCGGUCGGCCAGAAAGGGAACACCCUUCUAUCUGGUGCAGGGAGACUUGAAUUGAGCCGCACUUUUACGGUUGAUGAUUCUUCCUUGCGCAUUGCAUUCGAGCCCACCAGCUUCCUGGCGUCCGAAAAAGGGUCAGAUCCACUCAAUCGGGUCCCACUUCCUCGUCUCUUGAGCGUCCUGAGCCAGCUCAGUGGGGUGUCUCUGGGAACUGAUCGGUACCGUACCCUUGCAGAUCAGCUCACUACUUCCGAUGAUGACGAAGAAAAGUUGCUGAACGAACCGACGCUCGCGGAGCAGCUUCACGGCCUGCCCUCUCGCACUCAAAAUAUCCUGGCCCUUGACCUGGUGAACGGAUUGGUCAAACCAGAACUGUACUUCCAUCCCCAGAUGAAGGCACUGGCCUCCGGUGCGCUAGUGGAAGAUCUCCUGUUUGAUGCACUUCGUUCCGGCGACUCCGCCGGGAAUCUUGGGAAAGCCAUUGACCUGGCCAAGGAAUUUGUGCAAGCGGCUCCGACAACGACGCGUCCGCAAUUUAUCUCUUAUCAGAUUGAGAGAUCCCACGGUGGUGCAGCGAAGCUCUUCCUCACGGAAAGUGUGAUUAAUUGGGAUCAGAUUUCCGGUCUCUGGAGAUAUGCUCAGCCAGAAACCAUCCAAGCAGAACAGAAUCGGGCCUUGCGUGUCCUUUGGGAGAGUCUUAAUGUCGUCGAGGGUGACCGUGGGCCCAACCAAUUCCCUAUCAUGAUGGUUUUGGGUUUGUUCGCUGAAGAGCCGUUUGUGAGGCCUCAGGUAGCCUUCCCCGUGGUUGGCAUGACUGAAGAUGCCAUUGCUAGAAGCAUUGGGUGUUUCUUUGACGAUAUGGGAUGGAAGGAAAGCUCCCACUCCUACGUUGAUGGUUUACGCUCAUACUUCCCAAAUGAGGAUCUAGAUCAGCCAUUGGGCAAGCAGGCGUGGGUUGCACUCUCCCUGUUUGACAGUGGGAACCCAGCUCUCACCAUCUUUUACUAUUGA